This is a messenger RNA of Stegastes partitus (bicolor damselfish), 8868 nucleotides long. Its product is annotated as bromo adjacent homology domain-containing 1 protein-like. Gene Ontology annotation, molecular function: chromatin binding; transcription cis-regulatory region binding. The record is from RefSeq and is a predicted model, not a curated record. Gene Ontology annotation, cellular component: chromatin silencing complex. Gene Ontology annotation, biological process: heterochromatin formation; negative regulation of DNA-templated transcription. The coding region runs from base 390 to 3008 and encodes 872 amino acids. The transcript is spliced from 7 exons. Lineage: Eukaryota; Metazoa; Chordata; Actinopteri; Pomacentridae.
GCCAAGUGGCGGAGAGAAAGCGACGAGUCUCCAGGAAGCUCUGCAGCCGAGCAGGAGGCGGAUGGGAUAGAAAAAAAACACACACAGGCAGGCAGGCGGCUCGGCUCGGUGAAGGAGGAGUGCUGCUGCCUCUUCUGGUUCUUCUUCUGGCGAGCGGAGAGUUGUUUGGGUUCCCUUCCUUUUUUUUUUUCUCUCGAGCGGAACAUCGGCGACAUUGGUUUCCUCCUCCAGCAGCAGCAGCAGCAGCAGCAGCAGGAGGUUUGCUCUCACCUCUCGCCGUUUGUUUUAUUUUUGGAGGGGUGGAGGAUUUAAGGUGCCCUGACCGGGAAACCAGACGGAGGUGGUGGCUGCACACGGAGCUGCGUUACGGCCCCGCGGGGAAGCAUGUGAUGACUCACGCCAGGCAGAAAGGUUCCCUCCGGCAGAGCCACAGCGGUGCCGAGUGGUGGGACAGCAGCCAUCUUUGGCCACAUGGUGGCGCGAUGGGCGGCGCCUGGCCUGAGCGCACGCUACGAUUCGGCAGGACAAAGAAGAUAAGUGAGGUCGUCAAACAGAAGAAAGACGCGUCCAAGAGGAUGAAGGACAAGAAGGGACGAGCAGAAAGGUCGGAUCAGAACAGAAAGCUGGACCGGAGGCGGGUCAAGAAACGGGACAGGAAGCUGUAUCCUCUGCGAGGUCGGGCGGCCGCUUCAGACGGAGAAGGACUCAGCUGCCACGUCCUCCUCACCCGACUGGAGGAAAGCAUUCGACAAAAGGCCAUCUCUAAAGAAAAGGAAGGAAAAGAUGGCCGCAGACACUCAUCUGUCAAAUCCAAAUCCAAAAAGGGGAAAAGUAGCGAAAGAAAAGAGGCAAAGUCGUCACCAAAAACCAAAUUAAAAUCAAGCAGCCCAAGUUACAGCGAGUGUGUCGGGUUGGGAGUCCUGCAGCCUCGUAAGCGCAGACUGGCUUCUCUCAACGCUGAAGCAGUGAACAGUCUGCUGCUGGAAAGAGCCACCGACCCCCAGCCGGCCGCCAAACAAGCCAGGAGACAGGAGGAACCCGCCAACGGAGGGGCUUCCCUGGACGCAGAUCCAGCCAGAGGUGGCGUCUCUGCAGGUCUGAAGGCUUCACGGGGAAAUGUCAGUAAAGUGUCUCACGAACUUGAACUGUGCCAAAGCUCUAAGCCGGUCAAGAAGGCCAAAGUGACCCGGCGUGACGGGGGGAUGAGUCAGGAGUGUCUGGACGCUCCGGCACCCAGACGACUGGCCGGACUCAACGCCGCCGCCCUGCUGAAGCUAACCAGCUCCUCUGCUACCAGUAAGCAGAGAGUAAAAGCUGCCCCCAGCGCCACCGUCACAUCUGACUCGACCCCGAAGCAGCAAUCCAGGGUCAAACUCCAACACAAGGGACGCUUACCGAAGCAGAAGGGGAAGGAGGCGCCUCCCCCACACAGCGGCUGCUCGGCCUGCAAGAAGAAGGCGGACUUUGAGCCGAAGGUGGAGUGGGAGACCGGCUGCACCCACCGACUCACCAAACCCGGCUACCAGUCCCGCAGCAUGCUGGCGUAUCCGCUGAAACAAGUGAAGGAGGAGCAGAUGGAGACCGAACUGAGCUCUUACUACUGCUGCCCCCCGGAGGGCUCCGUGGAGUACUGCCACCGCCUGGCCUUCUUCCUCGGCCAGCAGCCCUACGGAGAGUCCGACGACCAGCCGCUGAACUCGGCUAUGACCCCUGUGAAGCGCGAGUGCCUCGUAACCUCGCCGUCGCUGACGCACUCCCACCCCCACACCGCCCUCACCCUCAGCCCUCACCCCUGCCUCUGCACCGCCGACCACUGCUUCUCCAGCUACUACGUCCACAUCGCCCACCCGACACACACUGGAACCACUUCGGCCUCGUUGGCGUCGCGACCUCUGAACUUUUCCCCCUCCGGCCUGUGCCCCAGUCGUAUGAGCGGCAACAAGCUGAUGGGCCGGCAGGUUCCUCACCCGUCGGGGUUGGCCCACCCGGCCUACUGCAACUCUUCGCCCUGCUACGGUGAAGCCUGCGGGAUCAGCGGCUACACCUACAGAGCGAUGCCUCCCGUCACCAGCAGGGGGUGUUCUUUCAGCACAGGAUGCACUGGAUGCACGCACAGCAUCAAAACAGAGGGUUACUCCUCCCCUCAGGGUGAACACAGCCCCUCUCUCCUGGUUCCCCCCUCCAUGCCCAUCUCCAGCUGCCCUCUAUCCAGCGUGCCCACGUCCACUCAGACCAAACCCCACCUGCUGACCCCGCUGUCGGGGCGGGACCAGCCCCAGGCCCGGUUAAAACUAGCCAAGGAAUGUCCACAGAGCACCAAACCCUCCAAUGGCUCGCUGUCCAUCGGACGCACAAGACUGACGGCCAAGCAGCCGUCGCCGGUGCCGAGUCUGAGCGGCACCAAGCAGAAGAAAGUGAGCCGCAGACGAGCCACCAACGGCUGGCGGCCCGUUGGGAUGCCCACAGAGAGGGAGGUCUUCAUCGCGGGAGAGGAUGAGACGGCCCUGCGGCAAUGUUAUGAAGGCGUGGAGAGGGACGGUGAAGUGAUUCGUGUCAGAGACACCGUGCUGCUACGAUCAGGCCCCAGGAAGAAAUCCCUCCCAUAUGUUGCCAAGAUAUCAGCGCUGUGGGAGGACCCCAAAACAGGAGAGCUGAUGAUGAGCCUUUUCUGGUACUACCGACCCGAGCACACCCAGGGAGGCCGAGAUCCCAGCACACACUGUGAGAAUGAGAUUUUCGCCUCUCGGCAUCAGGAUGAAAAUAGUGUGGCCUGCAUAGAAGACAGAUGCUACGUCCUCCCGCUAGCCCAGUACUGUAGAUUUUGUGCCUUGGUGAAGCGGCGUGCCGAAGGCGCCCCCCCUGGCAGUGCCAGCAUGGUGCCCUGCCGCCCCGACUUCGCCCCCCCCUCCCACCGCUGUGUGCCCACGGACGUCGACCCCGAGUUGGUGUAUCUCUGCCGGCACGUCUACGACUUCCGCUACGGUCGCAUCUUGAAGAACCUGCAGUAGAGUUCAGAAGGCCGUCGCGCUACCAAGUUAAUCGUCACGCAGCUCCUCCUGCACAGAGGAGGCGGCUGAAGGAGCCGACAGCCUUCGUCUGGUCUGCUGGGCACCUCACCAUCCGAGGGGAGGGGGACGACGACGAUGACGAUGAUGAUGAUUCGUCGAGGGGCAGAUGAAGCAAACAUUGUGACACUAUGAAGCACAGAUCCCUUUAGUUGACCACGGAGGGGUUAGAAUGUGAUCAUCUCUGUCAGAGCACCGAUAUUUCCUGGUUUGGAAGAAGGAAAAAUUCACUCAUCAGUUUUUCCACCACACUCUGAGGCUUUAAUGGAAGCUCUCGUGCCCCCCCGUCUUUGAUCCCUUUUCCCUGCCAGGAGCACCGGGCCGAGCUGGGCCGCUGUCAGCGCCGCGUUCCCCCUGAAGGAUCUUAGCACAACAAUCAUGUUUGUUCCAUUUGUAAGCCAGUGGCUCAGGGAUGGUCCGGCACUAAGGUGCUUCCGGGGAACACAAGCCUGCUCUGUCAGCUCGAUGUUAACGGUGUCCAACCAGCCGGGGUGAAGGAGCAGCUAACGGAGAGUGUCGUCUUAUUUCUCCCGAUUUGGGUUGUUGUGUGUGGGAGCGAGUGUUGUCAGUGAGGAUAAAUGGAUAAAUGUGGGCAUUUGUGAUGGUGUUUUAGGAGGCUUUCAGGCAAUCAAACCAAACAAGCAGCUUUAGAGGAAGUGGAACUCUCUCUCUCUCUCUCUGUCCGUCCCCUCUCCUGACACCGACGUUUUCAUCUCGAGUGAUGCUCAAACUGAAAUACUGCACCUGAAGGAGGGUUUGUGAGGCAGAUCCGUGCUUACAAAAGAGCAGGUCUUCUUUAACUUCACGCCAGGACACUAAAAUAACCGAUUUUAUCAGCUAAAACUCACACGAAACGGUCGAUUUGGAUCAUCUCAGCCACAGUUCUGGCUCAAAGUCGCCUCGUUAAACGGAGGCUCUGCUGAGGAUCCGUCGUUUUUGGUUGUUGGGUUUUUUUUUGUAGAAGUUUUCACCUUUACUGCUCCCUGUGACUUGCCUUAUGACUCGCAGGAAGAGCGUCAGGCAGCUAGUCUCACCACACACACCCAGGAAGUGGUAUCAGGUGAACCCGUAGUCCCAGAAAGUCAAAUGAUCAGCAGAGACAUGCAUGAAGAAAGCACCGUGUAGGGCUGCAGUCAGGCGAUCCUGGAAACUGUUCCACUCUACAACCAAAAUUCAGCACGAUAGAGAUUAAACAGCGCACAUGCUAGCAUUAUUAUCCUAAAUGCAUUCCUAAUCAACACACAAAGCUCAUAUUUGCAGCAUAUUAAAUCAUUUCGACCUGGUUAUUUUACACUAAAUUGGGAGCAAAGUAGCUGCACUUGAUAAGAAAUAGAACUAAUACAUAACUAACUAUUGAGAGAUGUACUGCAGCUGCUGUUGUUCGAUGAUCUGCCGCGUUGGUUGGUUGAGUUUUGAUGCAAAAACUGCUGUUUGCAAAGCUGACAUUCGACUUUAGUUGCUGAAAUGUUAAAUACAGUCUCCUUUAGGUUGGGUGAGUCCAAAGUCGUGAAAACACGGGGGUGUUUACAGGUGUUCUGUUCCUCCUGCUGCCAGAAAUAAUGGAUUAAUCCCAGAAAGCUGUUGAUGUAGAGCUGUUCUCUGUAAGAGUGUCCUACCAAUGAGAAGUUGGUCAGAUGCAACCGAUCGAUGAGUCAACCUGCAAAUUCGGAUUAACGUGUUUAUAACAUGUCAGAUAAUAGCAUAAAAUAUCUGCUGUGGCUCCUCAGCGAAGACUUUAAAAGCUUGUCUUCUCAAACUAGAACCGUUGAUGCAAAGAUGCUUCGUUUCCGAUCAUGUGUGACAAAGAGAAGCAUCAGAUGUUUCACAGAGCCCGACACCGUUUGGCGUAUUAACAAGAACAGUGAUCAGAUCAUGGACUCCUGACUGCAGCUCGACUCUGGUGCGGUUCUCUUGACGUCUCUGCGGCUGCUCGCCUGGUUAAUGUCUGUUUUAAUUCUACACCCAGACCGGUUUUUAUUUCUCCUCCUCCUCCUCACCCUCCCCCCGCCAAGAUAAAACCAAAGGAUGUCACACAAGCCAGAAUUCCCGUCUCCUCCCUCGCACUUCUCCUCCUCCUCCUCCUCCUCGUCAGCACUUCUGUCCUCGUUAUAUUGCACUAAUCCAUUCCUUGAUUACAACUUUUUUUUUUUUAAACUCCCGCUACUAAUAUCUUACCGUGGGCCGGGUGGGGAGUUAAGGUGGGGGAGGGCACUGUAUAUCAUUUAUGUUGUGUGAUUUGUACCUUUAUAGAAGGAACCAGUGAGGAUGUCAUGGCUGCUUUUUUUUUUGUCAGUGCAAACUGUAUAUUUCUAUUAAUUUCACCAGUAGAAGAAGUCGGCCGGCGUGUUUCUGUCAUGAUGCUGUUGAAUCCCGUUGGAAUAUAUGCGGUAUAUAUAUAUAUAUUUAUAUAUAUAACUAGAGUCCAUUCCAUUUGAUUUAUGAAUCAGCUCUGACAUAUGAAUAUACAGUAUAUAUAUAUAUAUAUAUGUAUGUAUCCACACUGUUAAUGUGAUUUUAGAUUUGAAACAGGCCUGACUUUGCUGUGCGGACAGAACCAUGUCGUAUUUGGAUCGAAGGUGUGUUGAGGUGAUUCUUUAGAGUCGUGGUGGAUUUCAAACCGCACUCUUCCAUUGCCUUUUUUUUGUUUGUUUGUUUGUUUUACUGUCACUCAGAAAGCGAGCAGCGUCAGAGUGUGUACGUACCUUUUUAGAAAGCAGAAAGAGUACCCGAUUGCUUUCCUGCACAGCAAAACGCCCUUUUUUCUUUUCUUCAACAUUGGAAUCUUUAACACACUGAAGCCAUCUUUAACUUCCCCCCUCUCUCUAUUUGAGCGGCACUAAACUAAAUCAAAUCCUGAAUCCUUUUAGUUUUAAUUUCUAUUAACCCCCAGAUUCUUCAAAGAGGUAAUAUAUAUUCUCCUACUUUACAAUUUCUCCUUAUUAAGAAUAUUUUAUUAUGUCGAUUUUCCUAAGAUGGUAUAUGCAAUAUGUUUUUUAGACUUACUAUUUUUGGAAAAUGAGCAAAACCGAAUCAAGAAAAAGAAAAAAAAACAAGAAUAUGCAUUAUUUUUAGUUUCUUUCAGAUGCGUUUUAAAUCGUCACUGCGUUAAUUGAGAUUUGACCAAAUGAAAGAAAAACAAGCGAAGGGACCUGAGGUUGUAGAUAACAUGCAGAGAGAAUCUUCCCUCCCAGGAAAUUCCUAAUGAAGUGUACAUAUCUGAAUCCAGGAAGCACCGGGCACUCUUUAAACAAGCAGACAGCCAAUGCACAGUGUAGUAUUUUUGCAAGAUCUGUAAUAAUUAUAUUUAAAGUAAGAAAAAAAAAAUAUUUAAAUGGAGUGAACAAUAAAAAAAAAUAUAUUAAGAUUUCAAUUUAACUUAUUUGGAAAUACUGUGUCUAAUUGAUAUGCUGUUUUUCUUUGUGCUCCAGGAUAGAAAGUGAUUUCUGUUCGUUUGUAACUUAAAGAGAAUAAAUGAGUGACGCUUGUCGACGGAGAUGUAAAUGUGGUUUAGUUGAUAUCAUUUCUUUGUGACGGCGGCGGCGGACCAAAGCACACACCUGCAGCAGACGGGAGAGCAGAGGCGGACGGAAACGUCUUCCUGCUCUCCUGACCGACCUUAAUCCUGCCGUUUGGGAGAACGCCGUGGUCACCUGAGCUGUUAUUGAUUCGUCCUAUUAGGGGAGAGUCAGACGGUUCAUCUGAGACGGGGCAGAGGGGACGCCACGUCCCCGGAGCUGCAGGUAGAAGCAAGGAAGUAGGUUUCUUUUAAACUUUUUGGGGGGACACUUGUUCGUUUUGAGCAUCACACAUUUAAUUUCCUGCAUUCUGGUGAAUUUUUAAGCACCGAUUUGUCCCGUUUCUGCAUCAAUUUGUAGCAAAAUUACAAAAUUCAGGCACAAUUGAGGGGAUAAAUGCACUUAUCUCCUGUUUCCCACCAAGAAAUCCAGAGUUCCCCUGAGAUGCUCACCGCUGUACCCUCCCUACGUUAAAUCACUGAGGCUUGCCAGUAAGUGUCAGAAAUUAGGGCCUGUGUGGAAAUUAUUAUGCUCCCAGCUAGUUUUAAUUGAUUUUGAGAUGUUACUGAGCUCUUCUAAAGCUUGUCUGGGUCUGACCCAAAGCUACACAGCGGAAAUAUUGACCACUUAUAUAUGAGCUUAGGGUUGUGUGUCCACUAAAGUGUAUUUUGCCAGAAAACACGCAGCUGGGAGGUGCAGUACUUCACUGCUGGUACACAAAUACACGUCCUGCCACUCAGCAGCCAUCUUGGUAAGACCUCCAGGUAGUUGCUUCAGGCUAAUACGACAAAGCUUCAGUCUAAUGAAUGGGGAGAGAGAUGUACCUGUAAUUUCAAUUAACAUAAAAACAGCAUGACUACAAUCAGAAGUCAAAUCUGACUAAAAACCCUAAAAAGUCUGGCCACUUUGCCCCAAAAUCAUGCUAAAAAGAAAGAUUUGUUUUGUUUUUACUAUGCAUGCACACAGCAUUAAGCCCUAUUUCAUCGUCGUUCAAUCAUCAUUCAACACUUCCAAGUGAAUGUGACAUGUGACUGACGGAGUAUUCGAGAAAUUGGAUGUUGACUAGAAAUCAACAUGAAUUGGCUCAGUGUAGAACAGACGCUAAAGCUUGUUAUAACGCUGCUGGAGUUUUUACUAAACAUGAAGCACUCCAGUUUUUCCAGAAUAAAAAGCUUCGGUGGACGCACCAACCUCAGGUCUCUGAUUCUUACAUCUGAAGGUGCUCUUACCAUCAGGACCCCUCAGCUUUGGAAGAACUUGCCUGAGUAUAUAAGGCUGCAGAAUCAGUUAUUUCUUUUAAUUCGCAUCCUAAAACCCAUUUAGUUAAUUGUUUUACCCUAUUUAUUUCUCUCUCUUUGUUUAAUUGAAAGUUGCAGCCUUGGUCCAACACAGUAAAUACACUGCUCUGAUGUAAUUCAAUGUGGAGGACCUUCUUGUUUUUUUUGUAAAUUUAUCUUCAGCUCAGCCUAAUAAUUUCCACCCAAGUACCUAAAAGAGCUCCCCGUGGGCUCACAAGAGAUUUAGAGUUUUAACAUAAUUCAAGAGUGCAUCCUCUCCCUCCCUCCAUCCACAUCAGCUGACCACCGCCGCCUUUCUCCCAGAUGUGCAUUGACCUGUUUGCCCCCUAGAGGGCAGGAAUCCUGAGUGUGCAGAAAAAAAAAAGUCUCAUCAUGGCCACAUCUUUUAACGUGUUCACCACCAGCUUCCUCCUCCUCCUCCUCCUCCUCCUCCUCCUCGCAUCCACGUCUUUUAUUAUUUUGCUACUGAGAGCGAUGCAGGAACGUGAGGAAGAGCUCGGCCGGGCGGCUGCCGUCCUCCCGGGUGUCUCGGCCGGCCUUUGCAACAAAGCACGAGGCUAGAUUGUGUGUUCGUUUCGCCCAGAAGCUUUGCAUGGACGCAGUUGCAUCCUCCGUCGCCAUGACAACAAGGCAGGGCCAGCACUCUGGAGGGGAGAGUUAGUUUUUACUGAUGCCACGCCGGAGGUGUGUUCACUGAAGCACCUGACCAACCCGUGAGAUUCUGCUUUGUGUGUGGUCUGUACUGAUGCUUAUUGUUGACAUAUAUUUUGAUAUAUUUGGGGGGAAAACCCUGAGAGGGGGGAUAUACAGUAAUGGAAAAAAAAAAAAAAAAAGUCUAGAUAUUUUUGGAGUAGAGAAGCAAUGUGUGUAUUGUCACUUUGUCAUGCUUUCUGAGAAGCUCUUGGAUUUUUUUGGAAGAAUUAUAUAACAUCCCGACUGAUUUAAUGUUCCAUUGAGAGAAUAUUUAUAAAUUUUAAGUCCUUUGUGAAA